This is a messenger RNA of Ascochyta rabiei, 501 nucleotides long. RefSeq lists its product as uncharacterized. NCBI's taxonomy places the organism in Eukaryota, Fungi, Ascomycota, Dothideomycetes, Pleosporales, Didymellaceae. Bases 1 to 501 code for a protein of 166 amino acids. The record is from RefSeq and is a predicted model, not a curated record. Gene Ontology annotation, cellular component: plasma membrane. The transcript is spliced from 3 exons. Gene Ontology annotation, molecular function: acetate transmembrane transporter activity.
AUGGCAGCCUCGUCGACAAACGAUAGCAUCGAGCGUCUUGACGAUAAAGCGCGGGCUAGGUAUGCUGAUGUCGAGAGACAGCCUGCGGUUGAGAGUGACGAGCCUGACAAAGUCGCGCCGAAGAGCUUGGGAUCUGGAACUGCCCUCGCGAUUGGCGUCUUCGCGACAACACUGACUACGCUCUCGCUGAGUCUGAUGGAGUGGCGCGGCGUGAAGACCAACAACGUCUUCGUUGCCAACUUCUUCUUCGCAGCGGCGUUCGGUCUCGUGGUUACUGCGCAAUGGGAGCUUUCCGUCGGCAAUGGGUUUGCAUACACGGUGUUCAGCGCUUUCGGUAUGUUGAGGAGUACAUUUCAAAUCGGUUUGAUGCUGAUCAUGCAAGGCUUGUUCUACGCUGGCUAUGGAGCAAUAUUGACCCCGGCGUUUGGAGUUGUUGCAGCUUAUGGAGACAACACUACCGAGCUGAACAAUGCGCUGGGAUUCUUUAUGAUCUGCAAGUAG